AUGGGUAGAAAGAGGGAGAGGAGGCAGCUCGCUGUAGCCAUAAUUGUCUUCUCGGUAUGGAGCUUGGCCAUGGGAACGUCAGGUGAGGAGAACCCUAGGUACACAAGUCUGGGUUGCUGGGGGGACUCUGGUGACCGCGCCAUUCCGACACUCGAGGGGACAGAUCCACGCCUGGAUGGCCACUACAGUACCCGCCAGGAUCCCAUCGGGAAGUGUUACCAGGUCGCACGUUCUCGUGGCUUUACCGUGUUUGCUGUACAGAAUGGCGGCUGGUGUGCUGGAUCUGCUAAUGGCCAUACUACCUACAACAAGCACGGAGCUUCCACAGGCUGUGGAGCGGACGGCGAAGGCGGGGGUAUGGCAAAUGAGGUCUACCAGAUCACAGGAUGUUCAAUGGACUACGUUCGUUUUAACGGAGUUUGCUACAAGAGCUUUAGGGCAUGGAUUACGCGCGAUGAGGCUAGACAAGCCUGUGAGGCGGACGGGGCGAUGUUAGCCAUGCCGAAGGACAGCGAGACCAACGCUUUCCUCGCCAGUCUACCCGAGGUAACAGGAGGCCGCUGGCUGGGGGUGACUGACACCAACGCAGACGGUCAGUGGGUACUUGAGGAUGGCCAAACAUUGACAUAUUCUAACUGGAAGAACAACGAACCGAAUGAUGGUAACAUCUGUGCCUCAUUUUACUCCACUAUUGCCACUUGGGAUUCAAGACUAUGCAGCCAUCAGAAGGGAUACAUUUGUCAACGAAAUGAAGGUCGCUUACACAUCGUGGCCAAAUCACAUUGCAAGAGCGACCCCGGAUUCAAUGAUAUAGACACCAGUUACGUGGAGGUGAAUGGACUGCGGAGUUACGUCGCUUAUGGUGAAUAUCGUCGCGGCCAUAAUGCAUUCAUCAUCAACGAGGUAACGGGAGUCGUGGAAAACAGCGAGGCGUUUGACACAUACGGAGAUAGCAGCGCACCAGGAAACGUGCUGGCGUUCCUUGAAGACGCACCGUCGGGCAGAAUACUGGUGGUCCUAGUUCAUGACUCAGGAAACAAUCAACCCAAUCUGACGACGUACGGAGCAACAACUCUUCAACUAGGAUCCCGCGAAUGCUGGGCUAUGAUAACCCAAAAGGGACAGACGCCUGCGUGGUUCGUUGAGGGAUCUACAGGACUUGGGCUCGGACCGACGUACAUCGAAACAAAUACAAGAGCUGAACUGGUCGGUUUCUGGCCACUAAACGCAGAGCAUGGAGCUUCAGACGUCACAGGAAACGGAAAUGACGCAGUAGCAAUAGGAACUCAGCUUGCCUUGGGUCCCUAUGGAAACCUCGACGGCGCUUACCUGUUCUCCGGGACUGCAACUUCCUACCUGGACAUCCCCAACAAUGGCGAGUUGGAUGUGCGCUACUCCUUCACCAUACUGGCACACAUAUAUCCUACAGGGCAGGCUGGACCGAUCUUCAGCUACGUCGUAGAAAACAAUGGAUUUGGACCCCAUCUCUGGCAAACGGCUGCACAGCAGAUGUUCAUUCGGGUGGUAGAAAGGGAUCCAACCACAGCUUUACCAUCCGUCGCGGAGAAUGUGCUUCAACAGAACGCUUGGAACUACGUGGGCGGAUCCUACAACAGUGCAACCGGCACGGCAACCCUCUGGAACAACGGUGAAGUCGUCGGUGAGGUGCACGUCGGGGUGGCAGAAGUGGAGACUCGGUACCCUGUCAGGGUGGCGGUGAGAGACGGCGACAGUCGGUACUUCGCGGGUCGGAUAGCCUGCGUGCAGCUGUACAACUACGCCAUGACGGCAGAACAGGUGGCUGCAGCGAGGGACAGGUGUGAAGGUCAGUUCAGCGUCACGGCAUGUUAA
Molecule: messenger RNA, 1851 nt
Organism: Branchiostoma floridae (Florida lancelet)
Lineage: Eukaryota; Metazoa; Chordata; Leptocardii; Amphioxiformes; Branchiostomatidae
Exons: 9
Coding region: 1-1851 (616 amino acids)
Source: RefSeq, a predicted model, not a curated record